This is a messenger RNA of Saitoella complicata NRRL Y-17804, 3280 nucleotides long. Its product is annotated as phospholipid-translocating P-type ATPase. Lineage: Eukaryota; Fungi; Ascomycota; Saitoellomycetes; Saitoellales; Saitoellaceae. The record is from RefSeq and is a predicted model, not a curated record. Bases 59 to 3268 code for a protein of 1069 amino acids. Gene Ontology annotation, molecular function: ATPase-coupled intramembrane lipid carrier activity; magnesium ion binding; ATP hydrolysis activity. Gene Ontology annotation, cellular component: plasma membrane; trans-Golgi network; endosome. The transcript is spliced from 5 exons. Gene Ontology annotation, biological process: endocytosis; retrograde vesicle-mediated transport, Golgi to endoplasmic reticulum; phospholipid translocation.
GGCCUACACCGCUCAAGUCAUCUUCAACCACAACAAACCGUACGAGGAGCUCAAGGGAAUGAGCGAUUCGAUCCCUCUACGUACAUUCCGAAAAUCAAUAAGAGACGAAGACAGCGACGAUGACGAUUUCCUGGAUCGAUUGGGCGAGGUAGAGGAGGGAAGGUUCCGGAGCGAGGAUGAUCUCGAGAGACCGUUGAUCGGGAAUGGUGUCAAUCGCACUGAGAAGCAACCACCCCGUUCAUCCCUCGAAUCACGAACAGUCAACUUCACGGCCACCACCCGACCAGAACCGAGCAAGGCGUUCCCACCCAACACAAUCUCAAAUACACUUUACACCCCACUCACAUUCCUCCCUCUAACUCUCUACCACCAAUUCCGCUCCUUUUUCAACCUCUACUUCCUCCUCAUUGCACUCUCCCAAGCGAUCCCCGUAUUGCGGAUCGGGUAUCUGAGCACGUAUAUUGCGCCGCUUGUUUUUGUGCUGGGGGUCACGCUUGCGAGGGAAGCUGUUGACGAUCUGACGAGGAGGAGACGAGAUCGGGAGGCGAACAGUGAGUUAUAUGAGACUGUGGGUGGAGAAUGGGUUAGGGCGGGGCAGUUACGGGUUGGUGAUGUCGUCCGCCUUGAAAAGGAUAGGAGGGUGCCAGCUGAUGUGGUUCUGAUCUCCACCGGCAGCAACGGGAACGCAGACGAAGAAGGUGAGGUCUUUAUUAGGACGGAUCAACUCGACGGAGAAACAGACUGGAAACUCCGUGUCCCCGCUCUCCCCUCCACCGUUUCCCUCCUCAGCGGACGUAUCGAAGCCGAGGGUCCAUCGCGGUAUAUCCACAAUUUCGCGGGAAGGCUGGUGUUGGCUGAUGGUGGGAUGAUCCCACUGAGUGUCGAGAACGCGUUGUGGACGAAUACCGUUUUGGCGAGCGGUACAGCAAUCGGAGUAGUCGUCUACACCGGUCGUGAAACUCGGGCCGGAAUGUCAAGCACCAAAACCAGCGGCGGCAAAACCGGCAAACUCGAAUUCGAAAUCAACAACCUCUCCAAAAUCCUCUGCGCCCUAACCCUCUCCCUCUCCAUCGGCCUCGUAGCCGCAGGCGGCUUCGACAACGGCUCCUGGUACAUCGACAUAACCCGCUUCCUCAUCCUCUUCUCCACCAUCAUCCCCGUCUCCCUCCGCGUCAACCUCGACCUCUCCAAAUCCGUGUACGCGCAUCAAAUCGAACACGACGCCACCAUACCAGAUACGAUCGUCCGAACGAGUACGAUUCCGGAAGAGUUGGGGAGGGUGGAGUAUUUGUUGACGGAUAAGACGGGGACGUUGACGAGGAAUGAGAUGGAGAUGAGGAGGGUGCAUGUUGGGAGUGUGGGGUUUGGGGAGGAGGAUGUGGAUGAUGUGCGGUCUUUUGUCGCGAAUCAGAGAAACACUACAGGGGGGAGGGGAAAGAGGGAGGUUGGGCAGAAGGUGAGGGACCUGGUUCUUGCGAUGGCGUUGUGUCAUAACGUCACGCCUACGAAUGAUGCGAAUGGGUUUACCACGUAUCAGGCAGCAAGUCCAGACGAGAUCGCGAUCGUGAAGUGGACGGAGGAGGUCGGGUUAACACUCAAGGCACGUGACCGGAGGAGUAUCACGCUGUGGAAUAGUCAGGCCAGGGAGAAUGUUGUGUAUGAUGUUUUACAUUUGUUUCCGUUCACGAGUGAGACGAAGAGGAUGGGAAUUGUCGUUCGUGAGCGCAAGCAGAAACCGGAGAAGGUGGACGGAGAUAUUGGUGAAACGGGGGAGGACGGAGGGGACGAUGUCUGGUUCUUUGAAAAGGGUGCGGAUGUCGCCAUGCAGAAGAUCGUGAAAGCAAAUGACUGGGUCGAGGAGGAAGGUGGGAAUAUGGCCCGCGAAGGUCUCCGUACCCUCGUUGUGGGACGAAAGAGGUUGAACAACGAUGAAUAUGAGUCGUUCAGGGAGAGAUAUGAGAAGGCGGGGAUGUUGUUGCAAGGGAGGGAUGUCGCUAUGCAGAGUGUCGUGAGUGGGGUGUUGGAGCGGGAUGUGGAGUUGUUGGGGAUGACGGGUGUGGAGGAUAAGUUGCAGGAUGACGUUAAGCCCAGUCUUGAGGUGCUAAGGAAUGCCGGGGUGAAGAUUUGGAUGUUGACGGGUGAUAAAGUGGAGACGGCGAAGUGUGUCGCUAUAAGCGCAAAGCUGGUCGCGAGGGGACAGUAUAUCCAUACCGUCACUCGCCUCCAACACCGAGAGGACGCGAUCCGCGAGUUGGAGUUCUUGGGGAGUAAGACUGAUUCGUGUCUGUUGAUUGAUGGAGAGUCGAUUCAGUUGUUUUUGGAUACGAUGAGGAGUGAGUUCGUCGGUGUCGCGACUGUGUUACCGGCGGUUAUCGCGUGUCGCUGUACACCCACCCAGAAGGCCGAUAUCGCAAUGAUGAUUAAGGAGUAUACGAAGCGGAGGGUGUGUUGUAUUGGAGAUGGUGGAAAUGACGUUUCGAUGAUUCAGGCUGCAGAUGUUGGGGUUGGUAUCGUUGGGAAAGAGGGUAAGCAGGCUUCUCUCGCUGCGGAUUUCUCCGUGCUGCAGUUUAGCUUUUUGACGAAGCUCCUGCUGUGGCAUGGACGGAACUCGUAUAAACGGAGUGCAAAACUGGCGCAGUUUGUUAUUCAUCGUGGGUUGGUGAUUGCGGUGUGUCAGACUGUCUUCAGCGUGAGUUCGAAGUAUGCGCCGAUUGCUUUGCAUCAGGGAUGGUUGUUGGUUGGGUACGCGACGAUUUAUACCAUGUUCCCUGUUUUCUCGUUUGUCUUGGAUCGUGAUGUGAGUGAGGGGUUGGCACAGAUGUAUCCGGAGUUGUAUAAGGAGUUGAAGGAGGGACGUACGCUGAGUUACCGAAGUUUCUUUGUAUGGGUUGCCGUUUCGGUGUAUCAAGGUUGUGUCAUUCAGAUUCUCGCGCAGUUUCUCGUCGGCUUAAUUGGAUCUAACGACGCUCCGAAUGCGAAGAUGGUUGCUGUGAGCUUCACUGCAUUGGUUUUAAACGAGCUUGCUAUGGCUGCUUUUGAGAUCACUACGUGGCAUCGCUACAUGAUCAUUGCGCAAAUCUGUACGGCUACAGUUUACUUUGUCUCCAUCCCAUUCCUCGGCGAUUACUUUGAUUUGGCGUAUGUCGUGUCGAUACCGUUCGUGUGGAAGACGGCGUUGGUCUUGGGGAUCAGUUUGAUUCCGCCGAUUGCUGCGAGAUGGAUUAGGAGGAGGUUAAAACCACCGAGUUAUGUGCGGUUGCAGAGGUAGUUUACUGUCAUC